Molecule: messenger RNA, 1038 nt
Organism: Castor canadensis (American beaver)
Lineage: Eukaryota; Metazoa; Chordata; Mammalia; Rodentia; Castoridae
Gene: Basp1
Product: brain abundant membrane attached signal protein 1
Biological process (GO): negative regulation of DNA-templated transcription
Cellular component (GO): cytoplasm; nucleus
Molecular function (GO): transcription cis-regulatory region binding; transcription corepressor activity
Source: RefSeq, a predicted model, not a curated record
GGCAGCGCUCCAACUCGCUCCUCGCUCCGGGCUCCGCCGUCGAGCCGGGAGAGCGCCUCCGCCAGCAUCCAGGCUCCGGGCCUGAGGACGCCAGCGACCCGGGCCCCUCGGCGGCACCGCGCUCACCCAGGGGCGGCACAGGCACCCAGAGCCGAACUCCAAGAUGGGAGGCAAGCUGAGCAAGAAGAAGAAGGGCUACAAUGUGAACGACGAGAAAGCCAAGGACAAGGACAAGAAGGCUGAAGGCGCGGGCACCGAGGAGGAGGGGACCCCGAAGGAGAGCGAGCCCCAGGCGGCGGCCGACGCGGCGGAGGCCAAGGCGCCGGCGGAGGAGAAGGCGGACAAGGACGCGCCGGACGCGGCCGACGGCCAGGCCAAGGUGGAGGAGAAGGAGGGCGAGCCGGCGGCCAAGGAGGAGGCGCCCAAGGCCGAGGCCGAGAAGAGCGAGGGCGCCGCGGAGGAGCAGCCCGAGCCCGCGCAGGCGCCCGCGCAGGAGGCGGCCGGCCCCGGCCCCGGCCCCGCUGCGGGCGGCGAGGCCCCCAAAGCCGGCGAGGGCGGCGCGGAGAGCACGGCGCCCGGCGCGGGGGAUGGCCCGAGCAAGGAGGAAGGGGACCCCAAAAAGACUGAGGCUCCCGCAGCAGCUCCUGCCGCCCAGGAAACGAAAAGUGAGGGGGCCCCAGCUUCAGACUCAAAACCUAGCAGCGCCGAGGCCGCCGCCUCCUCCAAGGAGCCCCCCGCAGCCUCGGAAGCGCCCAGUUCCACAGCCAAGGCCCAGGCGCCCGCGGCCCCCGCAGAGGAGCUCAAACCGGCCGACGCCCCGGCAGCCACCUCCGAGCAAACCGUGGCCCUCAAAGAGUGACAGGGACAGCCUAGGGAAGCGACACCACUUGCAAACAAUCUCUCUCUUCUCUCUCUGUCUCUCACGCUCGCUCUCUGUCUCUCACUGUCUUCUCUGUCUCUAUCCUAUACUAACUUGUUUCAAAUUGGAAGUGAGGAUAUGUAUUGCCCAAGGGGGUUAAGAGGAUGUGUCCCAUCUAG